Molecule: messenger RNA, 402 nt
Organism: Rodentolepis nana
Lineage: Eukaryota; Metazoa; Platyhelminthes; Cestoda; Cyclophyllidea; Hymenolepididae
Source: the annotation of a GenBank genome assembly
AUGGUCGUUUCGUCGGUUUUGAGUCAAGCUAUUCUCGACAUUGCUUUUUAUUUGCACCUCAAAUCGAUUGUCAAUAAAGAUGAAUCCCAACCCUCCACAUUGAAAAAUGGCCAACCAGUCAUAUCAGGCGCCUCUCUUAUGAUGGGCGAGCGAAGUACUCUUCCUAUUUCGUCACCGCAAAAUCCUCCUCUCAUGAACGCUUUCCACUCUUCCUCAUCGGGCAACAAUAAUGAAAUUAUUCCAGUCAUUUCCGGCGGUGGUAGCUCUGAUGGUAUGGAUGCAUCACAUCAACAGCCACAGCAGUUAAUGCAUCAACAGUACUACCAUGAGCAUAUUCAACGACUCGAACGCGAGUUGGAGGCUGUGAGGCGUCAGGUCUCUAAAAAUGCCGAUGUACGUUGA